Molecule: messenger RNA, 1047 nt
Organism: Symbiodinium natans
Lineage: Eukaryota; Dinophyceae; Suessiales; Symbiodiniaceae
Source: the annotation of a GenBank genome assembly
AUGAUGUCGUGGUUUUCCGGCAUCACCGGGCUCGGCCUUCAUCGCACAGACUUGGGAGGCCCUGGCACUGGCCCUCCGGCCAUCCCUCGAGGAAGUGAUUUCAGAUACCCCCGCAAGGGACGGCGAAGGGUCAGAGGCGUGACCAGGAGCUCUAGGAGAGGGUGGAAGCAGACGUCGAUGUCACUGCUAGACCUACUGAGCCCUGCCGCAUCCCUUGCCGCGGGUUAUGGGCACACCUGUGCGGUCAAGGCCGACCGCCAGCUCAUCGCCUUUGGACUCUGGGAUGCCAGUGUGCCAGAAGGCUUGGGGCCAGUUCUGGCCGUUUCCGUGGGGCGAUUCCAUGCGUGUGCGGUGAGGGCCGAUGGUGAGCUGGAGUGUUUUGGCAAGAACGAGGCUGGUCAGUGCGAUGUACCACUAGACUUGGGUCCAGUUCUUGCGGUCUCGGCUGGCCUUGCUCACACCUGUGCGGUGAGGAUGGAUGGACGGCUGGUGUGCUUCGGUCGCAACCUCGCAGGGGAAUCUGAGGUGCCAAUGGACUUGGGACCAGUUACGGCUGUUUCCGUCGGGACCUGUCACACCUGCGCCGUAAGAAGGGACGGUCAGCUGGUUUGCUUCGGAAGAAUCGAGGGUCGCUGCGAGGUGCCGGCGGACCUAGGGCCUGUUCUGGCAGUCUCCGUGGGCCUUGGCCCUGUUGGCCACACCUGCGCAGUGAAAACCGACGGUCAGCUGGUCUGUUUCGGAAAAACCGAUGACGGAUACAGCCGAUACGAUCCAUGUGACGUGCCGCCGGACUUGGGGCCAGUUUUCACAGUGUCUGUGGGCUACCACCACACCUGUGCCGUGAGGACUGAUGGUCAGCUGGUAUGUUUUGGAAAGCGCAAUGACGGUCAGUGCAACGUACCUGCGGACCUGGGACCUGUUCUGGCAGUUUCCGCAGGGCGUUGCCACACCUGUGCUGUGACGGCGGACGGUCGGCGGGUCUGCUUCGGAUGCAACUUUCAUGGUCAAUGUGACGUGCCAGCAGACUUGGACCAGCCGGAUGCGUGA